UCUGUUUGUUUUUUUCAGUUCAUUCAGCGUUAAAUCCAUUUUUCCCUAAGCGGCCAGUAUUCACGACGCAAUUCCUUUUCAAUUCUCACCUAAAUAAAGAAAUCUCGGGUUGGAAUUUUUUCUCUUCUUUUUCCUCAUUUCAGCUCUCCCUCUCUACUGCUUCAAUCGGUCAAAUCUGAGUCUCCCCAGGGUGAGACAAAAUUGGGCAAAGACUUUUGUUCAAUUGAUUCAAGUUUGUGGAGUUUGAACUUUGAAUGACCUUUCAAUAUGUUGAAUGAUUGCCAUUCAAAUGAUGUAAAGGCCAAUACCAGCGCCCAUCAGAACAAUGAACUCGACCUUGAGAAGCAGAGAGUGGCUCAGCCAUCAUCAGCAUUGGAGCUAUCUACCAGUGAUGCUGAUGCUAAUACACCUACUCCUCCAUUGACAAUUGUUGUUUCUACUAGCUCUCAAGAGGCAUUGUUGCCUAAAAAGGAGCUGUUGUCUGCCACUUCUAGCUCUGAUGAGCAGUGCAGAAUUUGUCAGCAAGACAAGGAAGAAGUCUUGAUAGAACUUGGAUGUCAUUGUCGAGGUGGUCUCGCAAACGCUCAUCGGACUUGCAUAGAUACUUGGUUUCAUACUAAAGGAUCUAACAGAUGUGAGAUAUGCCAGGUCGUAGCGGAGAACGUAGCACCUCCACAAUCACAUCAUGGUGUAGACCAACUACUGGAUGUGGAGGAUCGAUCCGACCUACAGAAAUCAAGAACCCCAAAGGCAGCACUGCUUCAGUCCACUUUGGCUGGCUUUUACCAUCCUCAUAGGGGGUCUGUUACUGGACAUUCUUAUAUCCAUCACCCUCGGUGUUUCUGCGUUGCCCGUAAAUAUCAUCAUCGGAGUUAUUGUGGUGCUUGGACUUGGAACUGUGUUUCGACUUGCUGUGGAGUUCGUUCAGGAGUGGAAUUCAACGAGAGUAUCGCAAAGGGUGGAAUCAAAUGUCACCAUUGGGUACUUUCCAGCUAUAUAGUCUGUGACUGUUUGUUUCAAUAUGAAAAAUAAAACCAUUAAUAAAUAAUGUCAAAAUAUAUCUUAGUUUUGUCUUUUUUUAAUCUAACACAUAUUAGUUAAAGAUAUUGUGUUGAUAAUAAAUUGGUAAGUCAAAUUGACGUUUUUCGGUA
Cucurbita maxima (winter squash) is the source of this 1151-nucleotide messenger RNA. Its product is annotated as E3 ubiquitin-protein ligase MARCH2-like. The coding region runs from base 268 to 1032 and encodes 254 amino acids. NCBI's taxonomy places the organism in Eukaryota, Viridiplantae, Streptophyta, Magnoliopsida, Cucurbitales, Cucurbitaceae. The record is from RefSeq and is a predicted model, not a curated record. The transcript has 7 exons. Gene Ontology annotation, molecular function: zinc ion binding.